ACAGCGCCGGGAGCACUGCCCUGCGCCCUCCUCUGCGGCCGGGAUGCGGCUCUGAGCUGGGGCGGCGUGCAGCCGGCCGGGCCGCGCAGGAUGCUCGCGCGCGCGCCUGGCCAUCAUGGUACUGGGAGAGAAAGUCCCAGCUGUGUAGACAGAAGACGUCCACAUACCAACAAAGUGGUCAUACUGCACUGAGCUCCAGAGGAGGUGCACCUGUCGUCCUUUAACCACUUGACUUUAAGAGGCAUCAAAGUGAUUCGUGAGUGACAGAAUCAUCAUUUUUGAUCAACAAACCAAGCCCAGAACCUGAUGGUGUGGAAUGCUGACGGCUCUUCUACGCGAAUUUCCUCUUAGUGUCUACUCUGUGGCUGGGCUUACCAACCAGAGGGUCUCUUACCCACCCAAAAAUGGCUGUGCUGAAGACGAGGGUCAUGUAUACUUGCCUGCUGGUGACAGGGUUGCUCUGUCUGUACUUCAGCAUGGAUUCUUUUAAAGAAGCGACAUUUAUUUUUAAGAAAAACUACGGGCAAUUCCUUCAGCUCCCAGAUAUCGACUGCAGGCAGAAGCCCCCCUUCCUCGUUCUGCUGGUCACAUCUUCCCCUCAGCAAGUGGCAGCUCGCAUGGCUAUCCGGGAGACGUGGGGCCGAGAGCAGAAAGCGAUGGGACAGUGGGUGAGAACUUUCUUCCUCCUGGGGACCACGGCCAGCAAGGACGAGAUGACAGUGGUAUCCCAGGAGAGCCAGCAGCACAGGGACAUCAUCCAGAAGGACUUCAAGGAUGUCUAUUUCAACCUGACCCUGAAGACCAUGAUGGGCAUGGAAUGGGUCCACCGCUUUUGUCCGCAGGCAGCUUUUGUGAUGAAAACAGACACAGAUAUGUUCAUAAACAUCCACUAUCUGACCGAACUCCUGUUGAAGAAAAACAGAACGGUGGAGUUUUUCACGGGCUACCUGAAGCUGAAAGAGUUUCCGAUCAGGAACAAGUUCAGUAAGUGGUACGUGAGUCAGUCUGAAUAUCCGUGGAGCAAAUACCCGCCCUUCUGCUCCGGUACUGCCUACGUCUUCUCCAGCGAUGUUGCGAGUCGGGUGUACAACGUCUCCGAGAGCAUCCCGUUCAUCAAACUGGAAGACGUGUUUGUGGGGCUCUGCCUGGCCAAGCUGGGGAUCCUGCCGGAGGAGCUCCACUCCCAGAAGACCUUCUUCCCCGAGGGGCUGCGCUUCUCUGCCUGCCGCUUUAAGAAGGUGGUGGCCUGCCACUACGUCAGGCCCCAGGAGCUCCUCAUCUACUGGCAGGCGCUGGAGGCUUCCAAGGAGGGAGACUGCAAGGGUGUCUGAGCGGGGCCGGGCACA
Chinchilla lanigera (long-tailed chinchilla) is the source of this 1346-nucleotide messenger RNA. It is a transcript of the gene B3galt5, whose product is annotated as UDP-Gal:betaGlcNAc beta 1,3-galactosyltransferase, polypeptide 5. The coding region runs from base 405 to 1331 and encodes 308 amino acids. Gene Ontology annotation, cellular component: membrane. Gene Ontology annotation, molecular function: N-acetyl-beta-D-glucosaminide beta-(1,3)-galactosyltransferase activity. Lineage: Eukaryota; Metazoa; Chordata; Mammalia; Rodentia; Chinchillidae. The record is from RefSeq and is a predicted model, not a curated record. The transcript is spliced from 5 exons.